Lycium barbarum (goji berry) is the source of this 2563-nucleotide messenger RNA. RefSeq names its product BEL1-like homeodomain protein 4. The record is from RefSeq and is a predicted model, not a curated record. Gene Ontology annotation, molecular function: DNA-binding transcription factor activity, RNA polymerase II-specific; RNA polymerase II cis-regulatory region sequence-specific DNA binding. Gene Ontology annotation, biological process: regulation of transcription by RNA polymerase II. The transcript is spliced from 5 exons. Lineage: Eukaryota; Viridiplantae; Streptophyta; Magnoliopsida; Solanales; Solanaceae. The coding region runs from base 424 to 2457 and encodes 677 amino acids.
UCCAUCUCUAUUUUAAAAGUAUACUUUAUUGUUGUUACUUAUUGGACUCUCUCUUUCCAGAAGGCGAUUGCAGAGACAACAAUCACUGCAAAUACAAAAAGUAACAAAGGAGAGACAAAGACAGAGAUAGAGAAUGAAAGUAAAAACGAUAGCCUUACAAACAAACAACUGAUACAGAGAGAAAGAGAGAAAUUCUUUCAUUAGUUGAAGCGAUCCUUAAUUUUCUUUUUGAAUCCUACAGAAGUGAAAACGAUAACUGAGAGCCUUUGCAACCUUUUCCGACCUGCAAUUCCAUGAGACUGAGCAAAAGAAGGAGGUGGGUUAAUUUAUCGUGAUGCUGGAAGACAAGAAGAUGAUUAGAUGAGAUAGUCAUACACUUCAACCGUCCAAUUUUGAGAGAAGUUCAAUUCUUCGAAUAAUCCUAUGUCCCACGAUUAUUAUCACCAAGGCCUUUCUAGUUUCUCGAGUGGAUUCGAGAGACCUCAAGACCAACAACAACAACAACAUAUAGCCCACCAGAUCCGAGGAGAAAAAUUAACAGUAGAACGGUUUGAGCCGCCACUGCGCAUGGUAUCCACCAAUGAAGAAGAAGGAGAAUCAAGUGGAAUCCAACGUUAUGAGACAGCCGGAAUGUUGUCUGAAAUGUUCAAUUUUCAGACGAUGGCCGCGGCGACUACUGCAACUGAGUUGUUGCAGAGUCAAUUGUCUCAUAAUUAUAGACACCAGAAUCAACAGCCACAUCAUCAGCAACUGCAACCUCCAACCACGGAUUUAGGGAAUGAGUGGUUUGGUAACCGACAAGGGGUCGUAGUUGGUGGAAGUUUGCAGGUACCAUCAGGAGAUGCAAAAGAUGUGAAUUCAAAGGUAUUGAAUAACCGUGAUAGUGUAACUGCGCAUUAUCAGCGUCAGCACAAUCACAUACCAAGUAUAAAUACGGCGGAGUCCAUGCAACUUUUCCUUAUGAAUCCACAGCCAAGGUCACCAAUAUCACAGUCUUCUUCCCAACCUACUACUUCACCUCUUCAAGGGUUUCCUAGUCCAGCAGGAGGGCAUUUCGGUCAAUUCACAUAUGGAGGAGCAAGUACCACGGGGAACCACUUUAAUGCCCCUAAUGUAAAUGUAAUUGAAGGACAAGGCCUUUCAUUGUCCUUGUCAUCUUCUUUACAACAUUUGGAAGCAGCCAAGGUGGAAGAAUUAAGGAUGAGCAGUAGUGGGGGAGAAAUGUUGUUUUUCAAUCAAGGAAGUCAAAAUCAUCAUCAAUUUCAUCAUGUUGGUUUUGGUUCUUCACUUGGAAUAGUCAAUGUGUUGAGGAAUUCUAAGUACGCCAAAGCUGCACAAGAGUUGUUGGAAGAGUUUUGUAGUGUUGGGAGGGGUCAAUUAUCCAAAAAGAUCAACAAAGUUUCCAAGAAUAACGACACAACAUCAGCAUCUAACCCUAGUGGCAGUAAUAAUAAUUCAUCUUCUUCAAAGGAUAUCCCUCCUAAUUUGUCAGCUGCGGAUAGGCUUGAUCAUCAGAGAAGGAAGGUCAAACUUUUAACCAUGCUUGAUGAGGUAGACAAAAGAUACAACCACUAUUGCGAACAAAUGCAGAUGGUAGUUAACUCAUUCGAUCUAUUCAUGGGUUUCGGUGCUGCACUUCCCUACACUUCACUUGCACAAAAAGCCAUGUCUCGACAUUUCAAGUGUCUAAAAGAUGGCGUAACAGCGCAAUUGAGGCAGAGCUGUGAAGUGCUGGGUGAAAAAGAUGCAAGCACUUCAGGAUUGACUAAAGGAGAGACACCAAGGCUUAAGGUGCUAGAACAAAGCUUGAGGCAACAAAGGGCAUUUCAACAAAUGGGAAUGAUGGAACAAGAAGCAUGGAGACCACAAAGGGGCUUACCUGAACGCUCUGUCAAUAUUUUAAGGGCUUGGCUUUUCGAACAUUUUCUCAAUCCGUAUCCAAGUGAUGCAGAUAAGCAUCUGUUAGCACGACAGACAGGUCUCUCCAGAAAUCAGGUGGCAAACUGGUUCAUAAAUGCAAGGGUGCGGUUGUGGAAGCCGAUGGUAGAAGAUAUGUAUCAACGAGAAGCUAAAGAAGAUGAUGACAUGGAAGAUAAUAAUACUAGCCAAAACCAAAACAUUACUAGCAAUAUCAAUGCACAAACACCAACGCCUAAUAUUAGCAGUUCUUCUACCAAUACAGCAACAACAGAAACAAAACCAGCUGCCACUGCCACAAUUAAUACAACAGUUGCUUCAGACAAAAGAUCCCAAAUGAAUGCCCCAGAAAACAACCCUUCAAUUGUUGCAAUGAAUAGCCAUUCUUCCUCAAUGCCAACUCAAAUAUUGCCGUCGAUUCAAGAUUCUGAAAUUGGAUCGACGAUGAUAAGAUUUGGGACCACUUCGGGUGAUGUUUCACUUACCUUAGGACUGCACCAUGCAGGAAAUCUACCCGAGAAUACUCAUUUUUAUGGUUAAUUAAGAUUAUUUUAAUUUGAAGGCUGCUACAUGAAUCAUAAUAUAGAUAUAUAUUGUUACCCCAUUAGUUUAUACUAAAUUCUACGUACUGCAGCAAAUUAAACCA